This is a messenger RNA of Parathielavia appendiculata, 1660 nucleotides long. RefSeq lists its product as uncharacterized. The transcript has a single exon. Lineage: Eukaryota; Fungi; Ascomycota; Sordariomycetes; Sordariales; Chaetomiaceae. Bases 230 to 1396 code for a protein of 388 amino acids. The record is from RefSeq and is a predicted model, not a curated record.
CCCACAACACCAGACAACCCCCUUAAUCGAUAGCCCAGAAUAAACGAUCACGAUGUACUGUCGCAUACCCCUCGCUUAGAUGGCUUCGAACACCACGUCCGUCUGUCUUGAUCUCAGAAAGUUUCCCAGUCUCCGGUUCUCGAUCUUGGUCUCCUCUUUCGCUCUUCGCCCGACUUAACCCCUGCCUUUUCCCUCGAACCCCCCAUCCACUGUACCCGGCAGCCAGAGAAUGGACGAUCCAGCCGACUCGAGUUGGAACUGGCCCUUCUGGAAAUUCGGGCUGAAGAAGGACGACCUCUUCGGCACCCUGCACGAUCAGUACAACACGGUCCCCUCACCUAUUCUCGACCCCGAGGCGUUCCACCACGAUGUCUACGAGAUUUCACAACAAGCCACCUCCGUUGGCGAGUUCCACCGUCUCCUCAGCGACCGCAAGCAGCAGCGUUUGCGCGAGUUAAAUGAGACUCUCGAGUCGGCGGCAUUCGAGAUCAUCGCCAACCCUUCUCUCAUCGGUACCGAGCAGUGGCAGCACGCCGUCCAGCUCUUCCGUACCAAGUCACUGGACUCACUCGUCCGCUACUACGCAUCGUAUCUUCCAUCGGACCACCCAUGGUAUAAGCCAUCCGAUUCUGGCUCGGUUUCGGAGACGGAUAGCAAUGCUCCAUCUCUGACCGACUCUCACGGCUCCUUCUUUGAGGAUGAGGAAGUUCCCAUCAUGGACGAGCCGUUUGAGUAUCCGAGCUACCCUAAGCAGGUGCUUGCUGCGUCCCCUCGGUCGAUGACCAUGUGCUCCGACUCUUCUAUCGCCUCGCCGAUUGACGACUCGCACCAUGCCUUCGACUUUGGCCAUUCGGCACCCUCCCGCGCGCUCUCCUUCUCGGAAUCCGAGCCGGAUUGCUGUGCGGCACCUGGACGCUGCGAUUGCGAGCACAGGGAACCUAAAGCGGCGACGAUCUCCAAGACAAUCGCCAAUGGUGUUGAGAAGGACGACGACUCAACUCCUCAAACUGAAUCACCCAAGAGAAUCACAUCUCUCACCACAUCCGACAUCGCAGACUCCGAGACACCAACGCCCAAACCCGAGGCGCAUCCGGCGUCCUUCUUCCUCGAUAUGAAACCACCCCUCGCGCACCGCCGGCACCGAAGUCUCUCGCCAUCGCGACCACAUCAUCCCCUGUCGGAGCGCGACCUCGACCAGGUACUCACUGCCCACCGCGAUCCGCGCCACCCGCAGCGUGCGAGGCUCAGCCGGAGGGAGAGAGAGUGCAGUCCGGCGACGGUGCACAGGAGGAGAAGAGGGAGCCCGGUGCUGGAGCCGACCAAGAGGAUACACAAGCCCUUGCCAGAGACUGCCCGGUCAAGACCGAGGGGCCGCAAAUGGGCGGCCGAGAGCUAGCACUGACGGCGUUUGGCUUGGCGUGGCGUUCAGGAGGCUUGGUGUUGGUGGUUGGGCCUACCGAUACCCUCUGUACAUAUGUCCUGUUUGUACAUAUCUGCUUUUGCUUGUUUAUGACGGUAAUGCUUCCACCCCUGUACCCUGGCGUUCUGUGGUGUUGUGCAUGAGUGAAGCUAUUCGCAUUCUCUCGGCCUCACGGUUUGCCUUCCCGGCUGCCGUCCGUUUCUCUUGGGUUCCCAACGCCAUUGGUUGCUUUCCUGACCA